ACUGCCGCCCGGGCUCAUGCGGGGGCCGCGCCGCACUCGGGACCGGGCCGCGGGCGAGAAAGAGGCGCCGCCGCUGCUGCUGCGGCCGGUGUCGCCGGAGCCGCGGCCUGGCGGGGCGGGGAAGGCGAGGCGGGCGGGCGGACGGCCGGGCCGGGCCGGGCGGGCGCGUCUCCUCCUCCUGCUCCUGUGUCGGCCGGGCCGCGCUCAGCGCGAGCCCCGCACCUCCAUCUUGGGACAACGCGGAUGUCGGCGCGGCGCAGGCUCGGGGCGCGCGGGGGGGCGCGCGGGAAGGAGGGAGGGAGAAAAGGAGGGCGGACCGGCCGUGUCCCGGCGUGCAGCGCGGGCGGGGGCGAGGCGAGGCGAGGCGGCGGCGCGCUACCCACCGCGGGCAACCAUAGAGAGCUGCCGGGCCGCGCCUUCCGGCCGUGUGCACUCGCGGCGGCGCCCGGCGGAAGAGCGGAGCGGCGGCAGCGCCGACGCCUGCGCGCCCGGGCGCGCGAGGCGGGGGCCGCCAUGUNNUCUGCGCGUGCGCUCGCGCAGGGUGCGGGGGGUGGGGCGGUGUGAGGGAACGGGGGCAUGCGUGACGGGCGCGGCUGUAACUACACGUAUAGAUACACGUACACACACAUGUGUGCGCACGCACGUAUACGUGUACACAAGCAUCUGCAAAUAUAAACAUAUAGACGCGGGUGCACACGCAGUGACCCACACACAGGUGCCGAGGGAGGCCGGCGGGCAGUCCAGAGACUGGUGGCACAGCAAGAGGCCAUCGCUGCCGUGGGCAAGGAGAGUGGCCGCAGCCAGCUCUGAGUCCCUCGGCAGGUCCCCGCCGAGCUCCACCGGAGUCCAGCCUGUCCGCCAGGCCGCGUGGCAGCCCGCCCAGGGUUUAUCGCGUUUAAUCUGGGCAGGGAGCCGUGGCCGGCUGGCAGAAGGGAGCAAUGGAAGGGGAGCGGCCGGUGGGUGA
Messenger RNA from Pyrgilauda ruficollis (rufous-necked snowfinch), 964 nucleotides. RefSeq lists its product as uncharacterized. The record is from RefSeq and is a predicted model, not a curated record. The transcript has 2 exons. Bases 17 to 964 code for a protein of 315 amino acids. NCBI's taxonomy places the organism in Eukaryota, Metazoa, Chordata, Aves, Passeriformes, Passeridae.